Lotus japonicus is the source of this 942-nucleotide messenger RNA. RefSeq names its product glutathione S-transferase-like. The transcript is spliced from 2 exons. Gene Ontology annotation, cellular component: cytoplasm. Bases 130 to 846 code for a protein of 238 amino acids. The record is from RefSeq and is a predicted model, not a curated record. Gene Ontology annotation, molecular function: glutathione transferase activity; glutathione binding. NCBI's taxonomy places the organism in Eukaryota, Viridiplantae, Streptophyta, Magnoliopsida, Fabales, Fabaceae.
UAAGUAAAUAUUGAAUGAAUGGGUGUAUAAUAGAAAAUAUUGUCCAGUCAUCACUCACUUAUCCAUGUCAUUUUAGAUGCUUAUUUUACUGGUACAUCUCACUCAUGUAGCCUACAUUCACUUGAAUUUAUGGGCACCCAAGCAUGCACCACAAGAACAAGAGUAGAGCAGUGUUUAGAAAUGGCGACGCCAGUGAAAGUGUACGGACCAGCCUUAUCCACCGCCGUGUCGAGGGUGUUGGCAUGUCUCCACGAGAAAGACACCCAAUUCCAACUCAUCCCAAUCAACAUGUCCAAAAGGGAACACAAAAACCCUGAUUUCCUCAAGAUUCAUCCCUUUGGCCAAGUACCAGCAUUUGAGGAUGAGGACAUUUCCCUCUUCGAAUCGAGAGCGAUAUGCAGGUACAUUUGUGAGAAACACAAGGAGAAAGGGAACAAGGAACUGUACGGAACGAACCCGUUGGCAAAGGCCUCCAUAGAUCAGUGGUUGGAGGCAGAAGGCCAGAGCUUCAACCCACCUUCUUCAACUCUGGUAUUUCAGCUCGCAUUUGCUCCGCGGAUGAAGAUUCCGCAGGAUGAAGGAGCGAUCAAGCAGAACCAGGAGAAGCUUGCGAAAGUGCUUGAUGUCUACGAUAAGAGGCUCGGAGAGACACGUUUCUUGGCAGGGGAUGAGUUCUCUCUGGCUGAUCUUUCUCAUCUUCCGAAUAUUCACUAUCUGGUCUCUGCGGAUGCCGACACCGCUUCCCUCUUCACUUCUUCCUCUAGGAACAACGUCUCCAGGUGGUGGUCUGACAUCUCCUCCCGUGACUCCUGGAUCAAAACCGUUGAUCUGCAACGAGCUCGUUGAGUUUCACAUGUGUUCGGAUUUCACUACUCUUGUAACAUCUUAUCUGUUUCUUUAGUUUCUUCCAAAUCUUAAAUAAAUGCUUUUGCUUGUCAAGUU